GUCGCAGGGUGGUGGGGGUUGAGAAACCAGUGCGGCUUCUCCUCUAUGGUCGCGGACUUUGGGGACCGUCGGCUCUGCAGUUGGUCUUAGGUUACUUCCGGAAGUGUACCUGCUAUCUACCAGCUCCUGCGCUUCUGCGGGAAUCCGGGCUGGGGGCGAUGUCCGGGUUGGCCCCAGGAAGCGUGGGAUGACUUGAUGUCCUGCAGUGGUUUCUUUGACGUUUGCUUGCUGUGGAUUCCAAAUUUUGCUAAGAGAUGGAAGAGUCUCAGCAAGAUGACCCGGCCCCUGGGGACCUGGAGAAGGACGAGCCUCUCCGAAGCACCGGCCCCCAGAUUUCUGUUAGUGAAUUUUCUUGUCACUGCUGUUACGACAUCCUGGUUAACCCCACCACGUUGAACUGUGGACACAGCUUCUGCCGCCACUGCCUAGCCUUGUGGUGGGUGUCUUCAAAGAAAACCGAGUGUCCGGAAUGCAGAGAAAAAUGGGAAGGCUUCCCCAAAGUCAACAUCCUCCUGAGAGAUGCUAUUGAAAAGUUAUUUCCCGAUGCCAUUAGAAUGAGAUCAGAAGACAUUCAGCAGAAUUCCGACAUAGCCCAAAGCCUCAGAGCCUUUCAGAAAUAUGGAAAUGAUCAGAUUCCUUUAGUUCCCAGCACAGGCCGUGGCCAUCAGCAGAGAGGAGGGGGCUUCUUUUCCGGAGUGCUCACGGCUCUCACUGGUGUGGCAGUGGUCCUGCUUGUGUAUCACUGGAGCAGCAGGGAAUCCGAGCACGACCUCCUGGUCCACAAGGCUGUGGCCAAAUGGACAGCGGAAGAAGUCAUCCUCUGGCUGGAGCAGCUGGGCCCCUGGGCCUCUCUCUACAGGGACAGGUUUCUGUCGGAAAGAGUCAAUGGAAGAUUGCUUUUAACCUUGACAGAGGAGGAAUUUUCCCGGGCGCCGUACACCAUAGAAAACAGCAGCCACCGAAGAGCCAUCCUCCUGGAGCUGGAGCGUGUCAAAGCCCUGGGCGUGAAGCCCCCCCAGAACCUCUGGGAAUACAAGGCCGUGAACCCGGGCAGGUCCCUGUUCCUGCUCUACGCCCUCAAGAGCUCCCCCAGGCUCAGUCUGCUCUACCUGUACCUGUUCGACUACACAGACAGCUUCCUCCCCUUCAUCCACACCAUCUGCCCCCUGCAAGAAGAUGGCCCCGGCGAAGACAUCAUCACCAAGUUCCUGGAUCUGAGAGACCCCACGUGGAAGCAGUGGCGAGAAUUCCUCGUCAAAUACUCCUUCCUUCCGUACCAGCUGAUCGCCGAGUUUGCCUGGGACUGGCUGGAGGUGCACUACUGGACGUCACGGUUUCUCAUCGUCAACGCCAUGCUCCUCUCGGUGCUGGAACUGUUUUCCUUUUGGAGGAUCUGGUCACGAAGUGAGCUGAAGACGGUCCCUCAGAGGAUGUGGAGCCAUUUUUGGAAAGUGUCCACUCAGGGACUUUUUGUGGCCAUGUUCUGGCCCCUCAUCCCUCAGUUUGUGUGCAACUGUCUGUUCUACUGGGCCCUGUACUUCAACCCGAUUAUUAACAUUGACCUCGUGGUCAAGGAGGUCCGCCGGCUAGAAACCCAAGUGCUGUGACCAGCGCUGCCCGGGCCCUGCGGGACGCAGCAGGGGUCACUGCUAGCCCAGCAGAUGCUGGGGGCGGGGGAGGAGGAAGACGACAGAACUGCCAUCUCUGUCCUCAGAAGGCAAGGUGCUGCUUUGGGUGUCAGCCUCCUCCCAUGGGCCACGUCCCUCACUGCAGGUGCUUAGGAAGCUCAGCCCUCAUUGGCUGGCAGGCCCCGGGGUCCUCGGAAAAUGGGGUGCAGGUGCUGUCAGGAGGACCCCACACUGACAAUCCCCCUCGCCACGACCUUGGUGACUGACAGACUCCUGGCACUCCAGUUCAGGCUUGUGGGGGCCGAGCCCGUGCUGUAAGUCCUUUUUAGGAAAACAGGCAUAGGCACAGACCAACACACGUGAAAAAGACAAUUGAAAAUGCAAUCAGUGAUGGAGUCUUAGAGUCUCCAGGCUUCAGAAUAAAAACCUGCAGAAACAUCCAGUUUGAGACUAGUGUGGUGGUCAGGCUUGCAGUUGGUCUCCCCUUGUGUAUGGUCACUGAAAGUUUGGGUCCCUCUUGGGCAGUUCCCGGAGAGCACCUCCCAUCAGCCCAGGCUGCACAUCCGUGGCCUAAAAUCAUUGUUUCCAACUUGGUGGUUUUGCUUAAGAAUGUGUAAAAAAUCAAUUACAGGCUCACCCUUUUGUUCAAGGAAGAGUUUUUGUAAGUGGACCUCACACUGUAUAAUGUAUAAUUCUUCCUGUCGUGUCCUGGUGUGUAAAAAGCAGCACGUGUCAUUUUAGCAGGUGCAGCGAUUGUAGAUACGGAAUGAGCUGACUGAUGGCCUGUUCCUUCCAGUGUGAAAUGUGAUUGCUCUGAAGACUGGCCUCCCAGAGAUAAGCCUGUGUCCAAAAUUUUCUUUGUGACUCUAUUCAUUAACCCCUCAUGUUUAUGAAGAUUUUACUCAGACUCUGCAUCUGGAAGUUUGAAAAAAUGACUUGAAAUUUAAGAAAUAAAGAUUUUUAUACAGAUAAAA
Molecule: messenger RNA, 2602 nt
Organism: Ochotona curzoniae (black-lipped pika)
Lineage: Eukaryota; Metazoa; Chordata; Mammalia; Lagomorpha; Ochotonidae
Gene: BFAR
Product: bifunctional apoptosis regulator
Exons: 8
Coding region: 255-1607 (450 amino acids)
Biological process (GO): proteasome-mediated ubiquitin-dependent protein catabolic process
Cellular component (GO): nucleus
Molecular function (GO): protein binding; ubiquitin protein ligase activity
Source: RefSeq, a predicted model, not a curated record